AUUAAAACAAGGCCUGGUGGUCCCAGGUAUUCAUCAGAAUACCAGCGACAGUUUGCCUGGAAGCAACCAUGAAAAGAAUCACCUUUGAUGGCUGCAGAACAGAUGGUACAUACCUCUAAUGCAAACCUGGCUCCGUAUGUACCUGAUAAGAUACCCCGGCACACAGAAUACCAAAGGCAGUUCAAGCAGCAGAACCAUAAUGGCCCUUUGGUACAAGAUCAGCUCAUGCAGAAUGCACAGCAAGAGAUCAAAGCAAAGUACAGGGUCAAAACAAAGAGCAAACGAGGUAAGAAGCUGACCCCUGAUAAACAGCAACCAGCUGGAGUGCUAUCUGUAAUCUCACAUGAUGAUCCAAGACUCGUCAAAUCAUCUCAAAAUCCACAGAGACCUUUCUUUCCACAUGCAACAGUAAGAAAAUGGAGGUCAGAGUACAAGUCCAACUUCAAAACCCCUCAGGUGUUUAGUUAUGAGAAUGGAGUAUGGAAAGGUGCAGAUCCUCCUCAUGUCCAACCUAAAGGUGAGUCAUCAGAUAGAGGGGUCAAACCAGAGCACCUCACCAGGUCAAAGUCUGUAGGAGACUUACCCAACUGGUUCUCAGAAGUCUUAGAAUUACGUGAGAGGGCGAAAGAGUACCAGAAGCGGUCCCGAGGCACUAAUUUUACCAGGCAGCAUCUAGGUACUGGCUACUCAGGCCAAGUUAUGGGAGGAAUCCAGUGAUCAACUUAGUACAUCAAGCUCUAUCUCCACUCAAACAACAGGAUCAGA
Molecule: messenger RNA, 765 nt
Organism: Strongylocentrotus purpuratus (purple sea urchin)
Lineage: Eukaryota; Metazoa; Echinodermata; Echinoidea; Camarodonta; Strongylocentrotidae
Product: nuclear protein MDM1-like
Exons: 5
Coding region: 88-717 (209 amino acids)
Biological process (GO): negative regulation of centriole replication
Molecular function (GO): microtubule binding
Source: RefSeq, a predicted model, not a curated record